GCGUUUGUUGAGGUUACGAAAGAAAACAUUGUCAGUGGAUGUGAGGCUAGUUAUUUGAGGUUCUAAUUAUUUAAUAUAUUCUAGCAAAAAUGAAUGUAAUUUGCAAACAGUUAGCGCGACUAAAUAUUACACAAACAUUUUUACAAAACUCCUGCAAAGUGUUACCUAUAUCAUUCACAUCGAACAAAUUUCAUACAACCGCCACUAACGAUUCAAAAUGGAACAAACAUAAUUCGGGCCCACAGAAAUGGUUACAAUAUAACAAAGUUGUACAUCCACCACAAAUGCCGGAUGAAGAGCCACGCAAGGCUUAUGUAUGCCAUAUGAGGACUAACAUCAAAUAUAGUCCAGAUAAAAUGUGGUAUAUUGCGUGUUUAGUCCGCGGUUUGUCGGUAGAUGAAGCAGUGAAACAACUGAGUUUUGUGCUUAAAAAAGGUGCAACGCAUGUGAAAGAAGUAAUAUUAGAAGCACAAGAAAUGGCAGUUAAAAGACAUAAUGUAGAAUACAAGAGCAACUUAUGGAUUGCUGAAUCAUUUGUUGGUAAAGGACGCGUUAUUCGUGGUAUAAGACGACAUGCUAGAGGGCGCACCGGAACUGUUGAAUACAAAUAUUGUCACUAUUUUGUACGUUUAGAAGAAGGUGAACCACCAAAACAUUACUAUGCAGCACCAGUAACACCACAAGAACAAUUCGACAAUUGGGUACAAAUAAUGAGAAAUCGUAAAAUUACUAGUUCUCUUUAAAUUAUUAUUUGUAAGAUGCAAUAAACACACGUUAAAAUAAUA
Molecule: messenger RNA, 785 nt
Organism: Teleopsis dalmanni
Lineage: Eukaryota; Metazoa; Arthropoda; Insecta; Diptera; Diopsidae
Gene: mRpL22
Product: 39S ribosomal protein L22, mitochondrial
Exons: 3
Coding region: 90-743 (217 amino acids)
Biological process (GO): translation; ribosome assembly
Cellular component (GO): mitochondrial large ribosomal subunit; ribosome
Molecular function (GO): structural constituent of ribosome
Source: RefSeq, a predicted model, not a curated record